AUGCCCUCCUCCAGCAACUCCCCCCAGCCGGGGCAGUCCAAGCCGCUGUCCACCUGGCGCCAGGCGUCCAGCAUCCCCGCAGGCGGCGAGGCCCCCCUGCCCGAGCACCAGCCCGCACACGGCGUGCGGUCCGGGGUGUGGACCUACCCCUCCGAGCAGAUGUUUUACAACGCGAUGCGGCGCAAGGGCUGGACGCCCUCGGAGGAGGACAUGACGGCGGUGGUGGCCAUCCACAACGCGGUGAACGAGCGCGCAUGGCGCGAGGUGCGGGCCUGGGAGGCGGCGGCCGGCUGCCCGGCGCCCACGCUGCUCCGCUUCCGCGGCCGCCCCGCCGACGUCUCGCCCAAGGCCCGCCUGCUCAACGCGCUGGGCUACCGCCUGCCGUUCGACCGCCACGACUGGGUGGUGGAGCGGGGUGGUGGGCGCGAGGUGCGCUACGUCAUCGACUUCUACAACGGCGCGCCCUCCCCAGACAUGCCCACCGCCAUGCACCUCGACGUCAGGCCCGCCCUGGACUCGCCCCUGGCGCUGUGGGAGCGCCUGCGCAUGCAGGCGGGCUGGGUGGCCAGCGGGCGGUGGCAGCGGGAGUGA
This is a messenger RNA of Auxenochlorella protothecoides, 591 nucleotides long. Its product is annotated as putative cytochrome c-type heme lyase. The transcript has a single exon. The record is from RefSeq and is a predicted model, not a curated record. Gene Ontology annotation, molecular function: holocytochrome-c synthase activity. Gene Ontology annotation, biological process: cytochrome c-heme linkage. Lineage: Eukaryota; Viridiplantae; Chlorophyta; Trebouxiophyceae; Chlorellales; Chlorellaceae. The coding region runs from base 1 to 591 and encodes 196 amino acids. Gene Ontology annotation, cellular component: mitochondrion.